Molecule: messenger RNA, 1073 nt
Organism: Tricharina praecox
Lineage: Eukaryota; Fungi; Ascomycota; Pezizomycetes; Pezizales; Pyronemataceae
Product: V-ATPase proteolipid subunit C-like domain-containing protein
Exons: 5
Coding region: 134-619 (161 amino acids)
Biological process (GO): proton transmembrane transport
Cellular component (GO): proton-transporting V-type ATPase, V0 domain
Molecular function (GO): proton-transporting ATPase activity, rotational mechanism
Source: RefSeq, a predicted model, not a curated record
CAUCUCCAACACACCCAGACAAUCAAGCAACACUCACCACUUCAGCUUCAGCUCACUCGUACAUCUCCAAAGCCGCCGCUUCACCAGCCGACCUUUAACAGCCUCACUUCGCUUCCUCUCAUCUACAUUCACAAUGUCUUCUGAACUCUGUCCCGUCUAUGCGCCCUUUUUCGGCGCAAUGGGCUGCACUGCAGCUAUCGUCUUCACCUGCUUCGGCGCUUCGUACGGAACCGCCAAGUCCGGUGUCGGUAUCUGCUCUAUGGGUGUCCUCCGACCUGAUCUGAUCGUCAAGAACAUUAUUCCCGUCAUUAUGGCUGGUAUUAUUGCUAUUUACGGUCUGGUCGUGUCGGUGCUCGUCUCCUCGGGCCUGAAGCAGCAGCUUCCCCUCUACACCGGUUUCAUUCAGUUGGGUGCUGGUCUGUCCGUCGGUCUGGCCGGUUUGGCUGCUGGUUUUGCCAUCGGAAUCGUCGGUGACGCCGGUGUCCGUGGAACCGCUCAGCAGCCUAGACUCUUCGUCGGCAUGAUCUUGAUCCUCAUUUUCGCCGAAGUCCUGGGUCUUUACGGUCUUAUCGUCGCACUUCUCAUGAACGCCAAGGCCACCACCGAUGCCAUCUGCUAAACGCCUCGAAACGCCCGUCUCUACUGUCGACAAGAUCUCAGCACUUGGUGCUCAAGAGCAGACAGGGCGGAUCAACAGCGGAAAUCGAACGGCAUCGUAAUGGGGGGUGGGGAAGAAAGUAUACCAUAAGUAAGGGACACGGGUUUUUUCAUAACAGUGUAUCUUAGUUCUUUUUGUGUGAUGAACGGGACAGUGGUAGAAGUUUUAUGCGCGCUUGCUUGCUUUUGGUAAUUGCUCCAUGUUAUAUGUUUGCUAUGCUGUGUUGUCCUUGUGUUUGGUCCUUUCGCGAUAUCGAUAUCUGGAAUUGCUUGUGCAUUUCCUGGUGAAGUGAUGAAGUGGUGAAGUGAAGUGGUGAACUGGCGGAGCUGCACACUGAGCCUUUGCUGAGGUGUUCUCACUAGUGAAUGGGUCGCUCGUAAUAGAGCUCUAGCUGCUCGUCGGUUUGACUUCGGAU